Molecule: messenger RNA, 6863 nt
Organism: Gymnodraco acuticeps
Lineage: Eukaryota; Metazoa; Chordata; Actinopteri; Perciformes; Bathydraconidae
Gene: sh3tc2
Product: SH3 domain and tetratricopeptide repeats 2
Exons: 22
Coding region: 1770-6392 (1540 amino acids)
Biological process (GO): regulation of intracellular protein transport; regulation of ERBB signaling pathway
Cellular component (GO): recycling endosome
Molecular function (GO): protein binding
Source: RefSeq, a predicted model, not a curated record
AAGUGAAUGGGCAGAAGCGUUGGAAGCUUCAACGCACGCCGCUGUGUGGACGGGCCGUUAAUGUCUUAAGUCACUCAUAAAGGAAAAUUCCAUUUCCUUUAACACAUAAAUUAAUAAAGCUUUAAAAUCAGUUUGCAGGGCAGCAAGCAGGGAUGUGCUCUACAGUCUACAAUAAAGAAAGAGGGAAAUUCCCUCCACCAACAACAAUUUCCUGUAGCCAUACAUUUCCAUACAAUAAUAUUCCGACAUAGACAUUAUGGGCUAGGCUAGGCUGUGUUGUAUAAGCCUAGUUUUAAUCAAAAUGUUCUAAAUUAAAGGCACUAUAUGAGAGUAGAAUUUGAGUAUUAUCUUCAGAUUUGAUCCAACUCGUAUUCAUCAGUAAGCUCAUAGUAUUCUCAGUACAAAUAGGAUAUUGAUAUAUUACCUAUCAACUUGUAUCGAAUGCAUAUUUGACUUUCAGCUCUUUCUUUGUGUCCUAUUGAGAUCUUCACCAAAUAGAAAGGGGAAUUGUGUUCCAGUUGGCUGCUACAGAUUGUUAAACAUAUCCUUUUGACGCACCCAGGUCAGGAACACAACACAUAAAAUAGCUUUUAAAUCUGGCACUAUCUGGGCUUUUCAUUUCCGACUGAGUGAACACAUUGUGGUAGAGAAUUACUGAGUGACCAAUUUGGUUAGUUUACUUUCAUCAAACUGGAGUCCCCUUUCUGCACAAUGUGUGGCCUGGAGAACUUGAUCAGUUUAAUUCACACUUUGAAGUGCUGCAUUAUAGGCUAUUUCCUUCUCCAAUAGCAAAGGCCACAUGAAGUCAACCAUUGUGAACUUCUCAUGGCACCACAUGUUGUAGUUUUGUACAUCAUAACGAAGUAUUGAACACUUUAAACCUUCAUGGAAUCGCUCACCAUCCAAUAUUAGAUCCAUCCUCUUCCUCAUGGUGACCUUACGGUGUAGGUCGAUGCUGUCAUCUAAUCUGUUACCCGUGUGAUGGCAGAGAGCUGAGUUGUGUUGAACUGUGGAUAAACUGAUCCUCGAUCGUUGCCACCAGGCUACUUUCCCCCUCUCCCCCUCCUCUAUGUGACCUUGCUGCCUGUCCCUGUGUGGCAUUGCCUUACAGUGGCUCAGCGAUACACUCUCACACACACAUUGUCUUUGUGCAACGCAUUCUGUGCAUAUUUCCACAUAGGGAACACACAACAGACUCUCACUAAGGCCUGUCCCCACUACCCCACACACUAACACACACACUCAUACCAAUCGCAGAGAGUGCUUUGUGCAUUCACUGACUGACUGGGCAGCUACUGAAGAGAGAGAGAGGGACGCUGUGGGAGGAGGGAGAUGGAGACAGCAAGAGACAGAGGGAUUAGAAAGAGAAAGCAGACACAUAGAGAAGAAGAGGAGAUAAGAGUUGCAGUGGGACAUCCAGUAAACUUGUGGAAAGACAGAGUGAGCAGCACAGGAAAGGCAAUACAGGAAUAGGAAGGGAAACGGGGCUUGUCCAACUGAGAGGAAGAGAGCGAGUUGUUGUUGUAGAAGAAGCUGGGGGGGGACUGAUGGGAUGGCAUUGAUCUCUGGGAGCUGCUGCUGGCUCCUGGGCCAGAUGGCGUCUUGUUGCUGCAGACCGCUGCUCCACUCCUCUUGCUGUGGACCGUUCAUCAAAGUCUGCCUCUCCUCCUUCACAGGUCUGUCCCAGCCCGCUCUCUGUCUGCGCUACCACUGUACCGUCAUGACUUCUACAUUCAGAUAGCCAGGAGCAUAUAGCUCUUAGAAACAACAUGGGUAACACACCUAGCCAAGAAGACAUCUCUCCUGCUGAGCUGGAUGCUCUUUGGAGGGAACCACCAUAUACUCUUGGAGAAGCACAUGUACACUUCUCAGGAAAUGACAUCAUGACUCAAGGUGAGAAGGAGGACGGUCCAAUGGUGGAGUCAGGUGAAGGCGCAGGGGAGCCUGACAGCUACUGGAAGAAGAAAGAGGCAUUCUUCAGAGGAAGUACUGUGUCACUCGGAGAGAAAUUCUCCUCAGAAAUUGAACUGCUGUUCACUGGGAGGAGGCGCUCCAGCAUGGAUCCGGACCAGGCCCUACAGGAGGCGCUGCGCACCCGACUCCGAGUGGUGGAGAGCAACAGCCAGGAUGUGAUCCAGCUCUUUAAAGACUUGUCUGCACGGCUGGUGUCUGUCCAUGCUGAGAAGGACAGCUUCGUACUCACUUUCAAGACUGUGGAGGAAAUCUGGAAGUUUUCAACGUACCUAGCCUUAGGUUAUGUUGCUCGCUGCUUGGAGAACUUCCUGUGUGAUCAGUCCUUCUGGCUGGACCCAGAGCUGCUCAGUGACCUGCAGAUCAAUGUGACUGUGGACGAGGAACAUCUGGCCACACUCUACCUGGGACUGUUACUCCAGGAGGGUUCCUUCUUUGCAAAGGCGCUUUUUACAAGAACUGAUAUGGAUGAGGAUGACGAAGAGCAGCUGGCGUUCAAUAAGAAUGACUUGCUGAUGGUGAGGGACACGGGGCAGGACAACAUGUGGGAGGGCACAAAGCUCUCCACAGGAAACCACGGUCUGGUGCCGGUCAACUCCAUGCAACCACUGCCUUACCCCUUCUAUCAGUGGUUCCUGAGGAAGUACCCUGGCAACGCUGGAUACUCGCCAGCAGAAAAGGAACUAUUUGAACAUUCUAUAGUGACAGGCUCCUGUGAAGCGAUAGUCGACUACAGUCCGGUGGGCAUGGACGAGCUUCAGCUGAGUCAGGGGGACAUUGUGGAGAUCCAGGGUCUGUUGGUCCGAGGCCUGGCCGUGUUCAUAGCGACACACACGUCCACAGGUCACACCGGCUUCGUACACAAGGCCCAUGUGAAGCCUCUGGUCUCCAAACCACUAGACAGACGGUUGGUCUUUCUGACGGAGGAGGAGCGGGCCCGUCUGGCUCAGGUUAAGCCCUGCAGCUCUGAGCCGGGGGACAGCAGCCUGCUGGAAAGACUCUUCUCCACUGACAUCAGCUCUGUGUACAGGCUAGACAAACUGGAUGAAACGGACUUCACGUACAUUAGGAACCGACCAAAACAUGAUCAUAAGGUUUCUGCGGGCGCCCGUCAGAGCGUAAUGUCAGAGAAAAGUGGAGGAACGCCCCCGUACCAAUCCUCUCCUCGCGCCUCCCUCUCCCACUCCUCCCCUCGUCUGUCCAUCUAUCAGUCCCACAAUCCUCUGCCACGAGAGGGGGAGCGCCUGUCCUUCACUCUGGUCGACACGUUCAGAGAACUGGACGAGUACAGGGAAGACCCGCCUCUCUUCGUGGAGGAGAACAGCUGGGAGGGGGAGGACUCUGAGUUCAGUGACCCCACAUUGACCCUGCUCAACCACGAACACUUCCAGGAGGACUUCCUGCCUCUGUACGACCUGCAGUAUUCCUUCCUUUGGGUGACCUUUAGUGGUAAGACUGAGGACGAACUACCGGGUUACCUAGAGAGUGUCAGGGAGUGUGCCAAGAGGUUGGGCUUGCACUGGGCACAUCGACGGGCAUGCUUUCUCCUGGGAAGACUCUGUGCCAGGAAGCUGAAGUUCUCCCAGGCCCGUGUGUACUACGAGGAGGCUCUCAGUGUUCGAGUGGACAGUUUCUCAGACACACCGUUCCUUAUCGCACUCUUCACCAACCUCACCUCUGUCUACCUGAAGCAGCAUAUGACUGACAAACUGCCCCAGACUCUGGAGAAGGCCAGUGCCCUGCUCCUCUGUCUCCCCUGCCACACCUUCACCUCUACGGACGAAGCAGAACUUCUUCACCUGCUCUUGAGGAGAUCAGUGGUGAUGGGGGACAAACACCUGGAGGCUCGCGUUUGCUACCUCCUCUCUAGCCUCUUCCUAUUUCUCAGGAAGACUGACGAUGCCCUUCCCUUCGUUGAGCGACUCCAGUUUCUCUCUGUGACUCUUUCUACCACAGAGGGUCGUCCUAUAGCGCCUUUGGACCUCAACUGGCUCUUGAGUUGGCUCUAUAAUCGUAAAUACAUGCCUUACUUAGCGCUGGCUUCCCUGAGCCUGGACUCAAGACAAGACCACUCCCUUGGCGAUGCUUUCCAGAGGAUUGAGUUGUUUAUCAGGAACUCUGUUCGCCUGAACCCUUGCUGGAAGGAGGGGACUUCCCUGCUCCCUGCGCAGAUUGUGAUUUACCUCCAGCAGGCCCUGAUUAUUUCUGAGCAAGGGGAGGACCUGAAGACCCAGAGGGACCUGUGUCAGGGCUUGGCCACAGUUUACCAGCAGUAUGAUGCUCUUGAUAAAGCGGUGCGCUGUGCUCAACAAGCUGUGGAGACAGGAGGUCACAUCAAUGAGGAGGAGGGCUUUGAAGCCUCCGUGAUGCUUGGGUGGUUGUUGGUGUUGACGGGCCAGGCUGAGAAGGCCCAGAAUGUCCUACAGCCCCUGCUCACAUCCCUCCAGGGUACAGACAGUCCCACGCAGCAAGGAGUGAUCCACAACCUCUUGGCUUUGUGUCUGAGGCGGCAGGAUCGCAUCCCAGAGGCAGGCUGGCAUCUCUACUCUGCAUUGGUCAUCUCAAGAGAAAGUGGAAACCAGAGGAACCAGGCGCUGGCACUGGCCAACCUGGGCUGCCUGGCACUGGAUGUAGGGGCAUCUUUGGUGGCGGAACGCUUCUUGGUCAGAUCCUUGCGUCUUUUUCUGGAGCUUUGGGAAAGCCCCACAGACGAGGAGCAUGUUCAGACCUACCUUUGGCUGGGGCGGAGCUACAGAGACAGGAAGAAGAGUCAGGACAGCAGGGCGUGUUAUGAAAUGGGGCUACUAAUUGCACUUCAUGCCAGAAACGUACACAGUCAGAUGGUGGUGGCCAAGGUGCUGAGUCGGCUGUACGCUGACAUGCUGCUGUACGGCCAGAGUAUCGUCUACUAUGAGCACUGUGUGUUGGUCUCCAGAGAGCUGAAGGAAAAGAGACUAGAGGGGGAGUAUCUGGAAAUCCUCAGCAGCCUCUACCUCUCCCUCAACACUGAAAGAUCAUCACGUAAAUCCCUGGACUGCACCAAGCAGAGCCUGAGGAUUUCUAUUGAUUUGGGCAAGAGAGAGGAAGAGUCAGAGACCUGGCUGCAGGUGGGACGCAUCUAUUAUCUCAUCCACGAGGACGAGCUCGCUGAUAUGUACCUGCAGGCAGCAGUGAAGACAGCCCUGAGGAUGAAUGAUUAUCACUUUGCCAUGAGCAUCUACGAGGAGGCAGGAGACGUCUACUUUAAAGGCACCAGGAACAGAUUGGCUUCACUGCCUUUCUACAGGGAUGGCGGCCUGCCCUUUGCACGCAGCAUUAAGGACAUCCACUCAGAGUUCCGUUUGUUGAGUAAACUCACAGAGCUGUUAAUGAACCAGGGCGAGCAGGAGGAGGCUCUGCAGUACGCUACGCUGGCUGUGGAGGUCGCCAGCAAAACAGGUGUGCAUCUGCAUGAGAGGACAGCCUACCACCGGCUGGCUACAGUCUACUACAGCCUGCAGCAGUAUGAGAUGGCAGAAAACUACUACCUCAAGUCCCUGUCCUUCUGUCCGCCCGUCAUGCAGGACCCUAAGGAGGCUCGCUACUUUACAAAUAUUUACUGCAGACUUGGCAAUCUGACACUACACAAACUGAAGGAUUCUUUUGACGCGGUGGGCUACUUCCAGUUGGCUCUGGCGGCGGCGCUGGAGGACCAAGCUAACCCCGAGGCUCUGUAUGUGGUGUACAUGAAGCUGGCCGAGAUCCACUGCAACCACAUGCCCGACGCUCAGCUGUGCCAAGUUUACAGAGACAGAGCACAGAGUCUGAAGAGAGUUCUGGCAGGAGAGGACGGCGCUGCUGAGAAAAACAUGGAGGAUGCAGAGACGCAGUCUGGUAGACAGAACGAAGAAGAGGCCAAUGCUGAUAAGGAACGUACAGAAAGUUCUGUGAAGAGAAACAGCAUUAUCAUGUCUACACCGGAAAAAUGUGAAGAUAACUCCUUUCCAAGAACUUGUACAAUCCAUGGAGACACAGAGGAUAGAUGUUCAGACACUAAUGGGAAAAUAGAACACAGCAUUGAUUCGGGAAGCCUUUUAAUGAAUGCCUUCGGGUCUGAGACAGAAACCAUCGGCAGUCAGUCGUACAGUGACAGUAUUCUUACGGAGUCCUUUGAUACAGCAAAGGAGCAGAUCUCAGACUCCAGCAGCUCCACUGACACUUUACAAACUAACAGGAAUCAAACAGACGAGAGGGACUUUGAUACUGAUCACUUCAUGCCUAGCCAAACACCUGAAGAUCCAACAAGUGACAUCACAACACACAUAAACGCACAAAACACAGAUUCUGAUAUUCAGAAUGAAAAAAACACAACCGCUAAGGAAACAGAUGUGCAUGCAGAAAAAUAUGUCAGUGUUGAGGAUAAUUGGUGUGAUACUGACUGAUAAAGAUGUAAGCAUGUAUGACUGCACAGAGAUAUAAGUGUGGGACUGACUGAGAUGAUGUCUGCACACAGUCACUUAAUGUUCUUUACUGAUAUUUCCUCCGUCUGGUCACAUUUCUCUUGACCAGCAUGACUGCAACGUUCCAGUCACAUGGCACUUAUUGUAGGAAAGAUGAUGUGAUUACUGUUAAGUGUUCAGACAUUCAGUGACUCUAAAGCAUGUGCCUUUUGUAAAAUAUAUUCUGUGGUUAUUAUUGUGCUUGUAAUAUACGUUUUCUAAAUGUAUGAUUUUGUAUCUCUGGAAGAUAUGACUGAAACAAAGAGUGAUGUUUUGUUUGCUGCAUGUUUAUCUGGGCUUUUGUUGCAUCAAAUAUGGCAGACAUACGGUGGCUUUAAGGAGCAAAGCACAACAACAUGAGGCAAAGCACAUGAAUAAAUCACAACACACAAUAAAUACUAUUCAGAAAAAAGC